CUUGGCCACCAUUAUUUUAAAAAAAAAAAAAAAAAAAAAAAUCCAAUCAACUGAGCAGCCACCUUCCUGAGUUGCCAAAACGUCCAUGAUGAUACAAAACAGUCAAAGCAGAACUGUUAACCCUUCUAGGCUCAAUUGACCCAUUUGCGAAAUUAAGAAAAACGGGAAAUAAAAAAAAAACAACAAAAAAGGGGUUUAUAUCCGGAGAGAAGCAUCCUCUGUUGCUCUUCUCAACCCCACAUUGGUGUAAUCCCCGUCGACUAAUGACAACUUGGGGAGAGGCAUCCACAUCUCGCAUCAGCAACAAGGCAUAAGGCAGCAAAACGGCACCUUUGAAAGGUACCCCCAGUGUAGCAUAAAGUACGACGUCACCAGUUUAGCGACGAACCGGGUUGGCAGUCCCUCUCACAACAAAAGGCAAAACCCCAUGGAUCACCCAACGACGCAGCCAUUUUUGAACGACCCGAAUAUGCCCGAAGAAGAAAAAAAAGUGCUCGUAGACGCAAACACAAGAAAGGAAUGGGAGUCCACCGGGCAGUGGAUGAAGCGGAAGGAAUUCCUCCUGAAAAUGCUCAACUAUCACAAACAGAAUAACCUCAAGAUCGACGUUGACAAGUUUGCAAAGAUGGGCCAUAUGUAUUACAACAUGAAGUACCUCAGCUGUACGUACAGCGCGCAGGUGGCGGAGGAGAUGCGCAUGUACGAGCAGGGUUGACACGGUUGGGGU
This is a messenger RNA of Plasmodium vivax (malaria parasite P. vivax), 727 nucleotides long. RefSeq lists its product as hypothetical. Lineage: Eukaryota; Apicomplexa; Aconoidasida; Haemosporida; Plasmodiidae. The coding region runs from base 428 to 715 and encodes 95 amino acids. The record is from RefSeq and is a predicted model, not a curated record. The transcript has a single exon.